AUGGAUUGGUCAGCACCGUCUCCCCAGGGCAACAGACGCGUGUUUAAUAUGACAGAAGUCAACCGUAACCAAACAGGCUGGUAUCGUUGUGGGGCCCGGAACCAGGUCAACCAGGAACGGUCCGACCGCAUCUGGCUGGACAUCAUCUUCGGUCCUGAUAUUCCCAAGAUAGAUGUGACUCCCUACAGUGUAACAGACAGAGGAUACUCUGCUCAGGAGAGACAGGCGGUCUCUCUGCUCUGCCAGGCCCAGUCCAACCCUCCCAGUCAAUAUGUCUGGUUCUACAACAACAGCCAGGUGUACACGGGACCCCAGUUCACCAUCACUAGGAUUCUGCGGAUGAACACUGGUACCUAUGCCUGUCAGGCUCAGAAUACGUACCUCAACACCCGCUCUCUCAAGACCAUCAACCUCACCGUCUAUUACCCUCCAGAUGGUUCCCCUUCCUGCUCUGUUCUGCCAGCAAUGAACUACUCCUCCCUCAACCUGACCUGUUCAUGGCCAGGGGGCUUGCCUCCCCCUUCACUACGCUGGACCACAAACCUUCUGGCACAGGGAGGGGCGUGGCUUGGGGGUGAAGGGGCGUGGCCAGCCAACAAUGUCUCCGUACUGCAGUCUGGAUCCCAGACCAACAACAACUCUCUGUUCACCUGCCUGGGGAUGCACCCUGCUCUCAACACCUCCACACAAUGCACUGCACGGGCUUGGUCUCCUUAUGGUGAGCCAGUGUGUUCCGCUUAUGCCACCGGUAAGAACCAAUACCUGCUGCUGUCCUGCUCCUGGGAAGGUGGGUCUCCCAGGGCUGUGGUGUGGUGGGAGGUGCCUAAAGAAGAGGGGAGGGGCCAAGAAGUGGAGACCUCCAAGAUCCUGGUACUUCGUUCUAACUCCACCCAGAAUGGACAGGCCUACACCUGCUACGCCAAACACCCCCUGGACACACGCACCAGGACCUGCAGCCUUGUCCCGGUCAGUAAGCCAUAUAUUCUUCUGAGUGAUGCAUCCCCUGCGGAGGGAUCUUCAGUGUGGCUGCGCUGCGGCCUGGAGAAUGGUACUGGGCCACUUUACUUCCUGUGGGAGCAUGAGACAUACAGUGGAUUGGUCAGCACCGUCUCCCAGGGCAACAGCAGCGUGUUCAACAUGACAGAAGUCAACCGUAACCACACAGGCUGGUAUCGUUGUGUGGCCCGGAACCAGGUCAACCAGGAACGGUCCGACCGCAUCUGGCUGGACAUCAUCUUCGGUCCUGAUAUUCCCCAGAUCGACGUGACUCCCUACAGUGUAACAGACAGAGGAUACUCUGCUCAGGAGAGACAGACGGUCUCUCUGCUCUGCCAGGCCCAGUCCAACCCUCCCAGUCAAUAUGUCUGGUUCUACAACAACAGAAGACGAGAAGGCAGUCUUGCCUAA
Salmo salar (Atlantic salmon) is the source of this 1407-nucleotide messenger RNA. The record is from RefSeq and is a predicted model, not a curated record. Lineage: Eukaryota; Metazoa; Chordata; Actinopteri; Salmoniformes; Salmonidae.